UAUUUCCGAUUGGGGUAUAGUUGAUGACAAACGCGAUUUAAAUCGAUUUCGGACGCAAGUACGCAUAUUUCUGUGUGUCGAAUCGCAGUAAUUGCUGCAACUCCGGCAGUGUCUUCGGUCAGGAGUGAUCAAGAUGGCUGGUGUCAUCGCUCGCUGCGUUCAAAUUCCAAGAGGACAAUUUGGUCUUCUUGGACAAGUUUUGAGCAUCCAGCAGGCACGAGGUUACGCUGAUGCAGCUCCCGAAGGAAAGAAAGUUGGUGGUCCGUUGGCAGACCAGGACAGAAUAUUCACGAACCUGUACGGCAGACACGACUGGCGAUUGAAAGGUGCUUUGAAACGAGGCGAUUGGUAUAAAACAAAAGAGAUAUUGGACAAGGGAACAGAUUGGAUAGUGAACGAAGUGAAAGUCUCGGGUUUGAGAGGUCGAGGCGGAGCAGGUUUUCCGUCAGGAAUGAAAUGGUCAUUUAUGAACAAACCCUCGGACGGAAGGCCAAAGUAUUUGGUGAUAAAUGCUGACGAGGGUGAGCCUGGAACGUGCAAAGAUCGCGAGAUUCUGCGCCACGAUCCCCACAAGCUUGUCGAGGGGUGUCUGAUCGCCGGAAGAGCGAUGGGAGCUUGCGCCGCUUACAUCUACAUCAGGGGUGAAUUCUACAAUGAAGCAUCGAAUGUUCAAGUCGCAAUCGCAGAGGCUUAUCAGGCUGGACUCAUCGGCAAAAACGCCUGUGGCUCCGGCUACAAUUUUGAUAUUUUUGUUCAGCGCGGAGCGGGAGCUUAUAUUUGUGGUGAAGAAACUGCUCUAAUUGAAUCCAUCGAAGGGAAACAAGGCAAACCUAGGCUAAAACCUCCCUUUCCUGCUGACGUUGGACUCUUCGGAUGCCCCACAACGGUCACCAACGUCGAGACGGUCGCUGUUGCACCGACAAUUUGUCGUCGUGGCGGUGCGUGGUUCGCUUCAUUCGGUCGGCCGCGUAACAGCGGCACGAAAUUGUAUAAUAUUUCGGGACACGUUAACACGCCGUGUACCGUCGAGGAAGAAAUGUCGAUUCCCCUUAAAGAAUUGAUCGAAAGGCACGCGGGUGGAGUCAUCGGCGGAUGGGACAAUCUCCUGGGCGUCAUACCCGGCGGCUCGUCAACUCCGAUCAUUCCAAAAACUGUUUGCGACACCGUACUCAUGGAUUUCGACGACCUCGUUAGAGUGCAAAGCUCGUUCGGCACUGCGGCUGUAAUCGUGAUGAACAAGCAAACCGAUGUAAUCAAAGCAAUCGCUCGUCUCAUUAGUUUCUACAAACACGAAUCGUGUGGUCAGUGUACUCCUUGCCGCGAAGGAAUAAGUUGGAUGUACAAAAUAAUGUGUCGAUUUGUCGAGGGCAAUGCGGAGGAGCACGAGAUCGAUAUGUUAUGGGAGUUGACGAAGCAGAUCGAGCUACACACGAUUUGUGCAUUGGCAGAUGGUGCAGCGUGGCCAGUUCAAGGUCUGAUUCGGCACUUCAGACCGGUAAUCGAAGAGAGAAUGCAGAAAUUCAAGAGCGGAAAGCGCGUCGCAGCACUGAAUUGAGCAAAAACUCUCUAGGAAUAUCGAGUUUCGUUGAUUUUGUUAUUUCUCAUCGUCCUUUCCUGUCUCGAACGCAAUCGAGCUUCAUUACGAAUAUUUAUUUCCCCAAAGAAUGUAGAUGUGUAUAUAUAAAGGAGAAGUAAACGACAACACAGGAAAAAAGGAAUUUUAGCAAAAGAUCUGCUUGAUUGAAAUUAAUCGAAGUAUAGUAAAAUGUAUUAAGGAGGAUUCCCAUGAGUCGGGAGUUUUUUCAAUAAUCAAUUGAAGUGUAAAGUC
Venturia canescens is the source of this 1828-nucleotide messenger RNA. RefSeq names its product NADH dehydrogenase (ubiquinone) 51 kDa subunit (gene ND-51). The record is from RefSeq and is a predicted model, not a curated record. The transcript has 6 exons. Lineage: Eukaryota; Metazoa; Arthropoda; Insecta; Hymenoptera; Ichneumonidae. Bases 134 to 1555 code for a protein of 473 amino acids. Gene Ontology annotation, biological process: mitochondrial electron transport, NADH to ubiquinone. Gene Ontology annotation, molecular function: NAD binding; NADH dehydrogenase (ubiquinone) activity; 4 iron, 4 sulfur cluster binding.